Messenger RNA from Ylistrum balloti, 6089 nucleotides. RefSeq names its product FHF complex subunit HOOK interacting protein 2A-like. The record is from RefSeq and is a predicted model, not a curated record. Lineage: Eukaryota; Metazoa; Mollusca; Bivalvia; Pectinida; Pectinidae. The coding region runs from base 109 to 2364 and encodes 751 amino acids. The transcript is spliced from 17 exons.
UUACCCGGAUGAGAAAGGAGGAAAAGUUUUUCAAAACACGAUGCUUUGUUUCAUAAUUAUCGUUUCAAUUGAUCCCAUUUGAUUGCACGCACACCAUCAGAAUCACUCAUGAAGAAGAGAAUGUUUUCCAAGUUCACAAAUUACCUCCAUCAAGCUGUGGAAGCGCUUGCCCCACAGAUUCCCUUACAGGAGGAAUUUGUUUAUCACUGGAAAUCAGUAACUGGCUACUUCAUGGACAACAGAGGUGACAAAUUGCCUGUGGAUCAAACCAAUAUUCCAGUACACCUAGACCAGAUGGUGAUACUAUUGCAGCAAGAGGAAAGUGUGUCUGACAGGAACAGCACAGGACCAUGCAUGGAGUAUCUCCUUCAACAUAAACUAUUAGAGACCCUGUACUCCCUUGGUAGGACUGAUCAUCCCCCGGGUAUGAAGCAAGCAGUUCUGACAUUCUUCACAAAGUUAUUGUCCCGACUGGAACAGCCACUACUACCCCAUGUCAAUGUCCAUAGGGCUGUUCAUCGUCUUGUAAAGGCAUGUGGUGAAGUGAAAGCUGCCCCAUCUGAAAGCGAAGAGAUUCAGUUCCUUUGUACUGUAUGUGCCAAAAUCAAAGAAGACCCUUAUCUAGUCAACUUUUUUAUUGAUAUACCAAAGAAAAAGAUAUUGCCUGGAGCUGCCAAACCUGUUACUACACUACCCUCAGAAGAGUCACAACAGUCGGCUGGAGUAUCACAACAACAAUCUGAUGAUCAGACUCCAACUGGUACCACCAACACGUUAAAGGAGUUCAGCCUUGUCUCCUCCCUCAUUAUUCUCAGUCAUAGUGCAGACAGUCGUGUAGCAGUGAAGGCCUGUGAGGGACUCAUGUUGUGUGCCAGUCUUCCAGAACCUGCUGCAGCUAAGUGUAUAAUUGAAGACACCUCCUUUUGUACAGAGUUGUCUCAGCGACUGGUUGAGUCCUACCUGAAACUUCCAUCAUUGGUCAAUCCUGUGGAUCUGGAGAAUGUGGAAGCCAAGUGGGGACUUGACGUGAUAACGGAGAGUGAAGAUCAUCAGACGUUUUUGGGGAAACGUCACUUGGUUUCCUUUCUGUCCUGGUUAGAUUACUGUGAUCAGCUGAUUGGAUUAUCCAAUCCAAGUGUAGGGACGGCGUUAGCCAAAUCAAUCAGAAACUUAUUCCUGGACGUGAUUAUGGAGCCGUCCAUCCUACAGACAUCCGAGUCUGGAGCUGUGCUGGCCACAGCAUACCUGACACGAUGUUUGCGGACUGUCUGCUCACCACAGUUGUUACUAGAGUUUUCUAAAUUUAUCCUUGGAGACAAUCGGGAGCCAGAAGUGGUAGACAUAGCUGAGGGUGCAGUCAGAGAUAGACUCAUACAGCGAUGUAAUCAUAUCUCUGAUGAGUUGUGUCUGGUCACUUUGAAGCUGUUUGAUACACUGCUUCAGAAGGAGGAAGAACAUAUCAUACAUAAUCUUGUUCUUCGCAAUGUGAUUGGUCGAAAAUACUAUAAAGAGGAGGAGCCUGAAGUGAAGGAAGAGGAGUCUGGUGGUGCUACAGAGAAUGUCAGUCAGGCAACUGAUCCUGCUCCUAGCUCUGAAACUAUUGCAGAGGGAUCUGUACCAGAUUCAGCUACAGAGGCCAAGCCAUCAGUGAAUGGUUUAGAAAGGAGCCAGUCUGUGGAUUCUACAGGUACUUCUGGAGAGUCUAGUCUGUCAUUCGGCUCCAGUCCUACUACCUCACCCAGCAGAGGCAAGUCAGAAGUGCACAAGAUUGUCAACAGUUUUCUGUCUCUGCUGCCGGAGGAAUUGAAGUCCAGUUACCAGACUGCUGACAGUGGCUAUGAUAUGUACCUACGGGAUGCCCAUAAACAGUUUAAAGAUGUGAGUGGUAUGUGUUCUGGAUGGACCUGGCCAACUGAGGCUGUUCCAACGGGGGACAAGUCCGAAUCUGCUUUCUACGAAGGUGGCUUCCUCAAAAUGCUUCUAGACAAACUCUCACAUAUGCUUAAUCAGUCAUACUCGAUGAACCUUCAAGUGACCUUGUUGGUGUCCAAGCUGGCCAUGCUACCCCAUCCACACCUCAGCGAGUACUUGUUGGAGCCUAAUUUGCCCGUAAAGGAUGGUGCAAGGACACUCUUCUCCAUCCUAACUAAGAUUGCAAGUGAAAUAAAUGUGAAGCUUGGAAAUGACCCAGGGCUUAGCCAGAAACUAGUAGUUGCAAGGAAACAACUGAUGGGCAUGUCACCAAACAUUCACAGAUUGGAAGAUCACGGUCAGCUUGAAGCCAUUAUUGUCCUUGAAGAAUUUUGCAAAGAAUUGUCAGCCAUUGCUUUUGUGAAACAUCAUGCUGCUGUAACAAGGACAUAAUGAAGGUGAAAGAAGUAAACCCUUUGUGUUCAGAUGGAUCCUUUAUAAUCUAGUCUUGCUACAGUCCUAGUCAGAAUAUGAUGACAGGAAGCACAGUCUUCACCUGCUCUAAUGAAUGAGGAGCUGUUUACUCAAGUCUUGUAACUCCUACUACCUAGCACAUAGAUUUUACAUGCAAGGUGCCAAAUGUUUCUUUACCAUUUUUGUCCUGUCAAGGCUUUAUGAUACUGUAAAUACAAUACCCAUGAUUACUGUUUGAAUUAAGUCCUUUAAAAUAAUUAACUAAAGAAGAUUGAGCUUAUAGGUAAUUAGGAAUCAUUCAUGUGCCUUUUUAAUGGCACAUCAGUAACCUUGCCUUUAUGAGAUAUCUUUACAUUUUUCAGUAGGAAAUUAUUCAAAAAGAAAUAUGUGCUGCAGUAAGGAAGCAUAUACAUAAUCUGAGGUCAUUGGAGUAAUGACCAGUUAUUGUUAGAAAGUCAGUGCUGACUGUAUAUUACCCAGAUUACUUGUAUAGAAGAUAAUUCCCUGACAUUUUACUUUAUUUCAUGCAAGAGGGUAUCUACAGUAAAUCCUUCCAUCAUUUUGUAAUGCAGAGUUAUCUGCUCUUGUAAACAGGUACUGAUUAAUUACAUCAUUUUCUUAUGACAUAACCCACAAAUAAAUGGUGUAACAAUCAAUACAUGCCCAAAUGGCCAGAUAACUCUGUAUUAUGAAAAGACAUAAUUAAGUUGAAGAGACUGCAUAUAUCAUUUUUGAGUAUUUAUGGACAACACCUGUUAAAACAAUAUUACUGUUUGAUUUUUUUACUGUAUCUAAAUUUGGUCUCAAUAUUUAUCAAAAAUGUAGAAAGGAAAAGAAUGUCUUUUGCCAAAAUAUUCAUGUUAAAAUAGUUCUAGUCUAUGAAGCUACUUUGUUCCCAUUGGGAAGUGAUAAUUACCAUUUAAUUUUGGUAUAAAUUGUGUAUUAUUUUUCUGUCUUCCAAAGCACCGUCAGACUGCAAUGUUAAUAUGUCUGUUGUAUGUGAUUGCUUGUGACUUGAGAUGAAGGUUACACAGUUCAAGUCUUUGUGAAUGCUGUGCUGUGUUUGUGAUGUUAAUUACAUUAUGUUAGCUAUGUGAGUACAGUGCUAUAUCUUACGAGGGUACAACUGUGUAUAUGAGUGUAAGAGUGAAACCCUAUUUUUUAGGCCUUAGAUACGCCUGUCGAAAUACAGGUCGUAUUUUGUUAUCAUGUGAGCAAGUGGGCGACACACAUGGUGUCCGCUCGAUAACUUGAGAGUAGUUUUCAGAGGAUCAACUUCAUACUUCAUUACCAUGAUAGCUUGGACAAGUUUGAUUACUGUAAUUUUUUAACCAAAAUUCAUUGAGUUAUGGCUCUUAUUCAAUUAGCAAAACAAUGUCUGCUUGAUAAUGCAAGUAGUUUCAACAGAUCAACAUGACAGAUCAUAGAAAGGUUCAAUUCCAUGAUAGCUCAUGCAAGUUGACACUUGGACAAGCUUGUUGACCGCAUUUUUUCUCCUGUAAUGCACAGACUUAUGACCCUUUAUUCAAUUACCUAAACAGUGCACCCUUGAUAUCACAUUACCUAAACAGUGCCCCCUUGAUAUCACAAUUACCUAAACAGUGCCCCCUUGAUAUCACAAUUACCAAAACAGUGCCCCCUUGAUAUCACAAUUACCUAAACAGUGCCCCAUUGAUAUCACAAUUACCAAAACAGUGCCCCCUUGAUAUCACAAUUACCUAAACAGUGCCCCCUUGAUAUCACAAUUACCAAAACAGUGCCCCCUUGAUAUCACAAUUACCUAAACAGUGCCCCCUUGAUAUCACAAUAACCAAAACAGUGCCCCCUUGAUAUCACAAUUACCUAAACAGUGCCCCCUUGAUAUCACAAUUACCAAAACAGUGCCCCUUGAUAUCACAAUAACCAAAACAGUGCCCCCUUGAUAUCACAAUUACCUAAACAGUGCACCCUUGAUAUCACAAUUACCAAAACAGUGCCCCCUUGAUAUCACAAUUACCUAAACAGUGCCCCCAUGAUAUCACAAUUACCUAAACAGUGCCCCCUUGAUAUCACAAUUACCUAAACAGUGCCCCCUUGAUAUCACAAUUAGUUUUCAACAGAUCAACUUCAAACUUUAUAGGAAGGUUCAUUAUCAUUGGACAAAUUUGUUGAUCGUAUUUUUCCUCCUGUAAUUCACGGCAUUAUGACCCACUAUCCAUUUAACCAAAAAAUGUCUGCUUGAUAUCUUGAUUAGUUUUCAGGGGAUCAGCUUCAAACUUCAUAGGAUGGUACAUAACCAGUAGAGAGGGCAAUUGAAUAACCACAAAUUUUUGCCUUUAUUUUAGAGGUAGGGCCCCUUAUUUCAAUCAUGUGAACAGUGUUGGCUCAAGACCUAAAUUCAUGGAGUUAAGGCCCCUUAUUUCAAUCACCUAAGCAGUGUCUGCUUGUUAUCCAAUUAGAUACACUUAAAACUUUAUAGGGAGUAAAGGCCUUUGCAACAUUGAUGGAACAAUAACUUUAGUAUUUUGCAUGGAUCAUCUUUGAAUUGACACACGAUGGUUUACUCCGGUUUCCUCCAUCAGUACACAACUGGCACUGUCUGUAAAUGGCCUAAAUGUGUUGAUAAGACAUUAAACAUCACCUUCCUUUACUUUCUUGUUUUGAAAAGCUCAGUCAACCUUUGACAGGCAUGUCAUGUACCACCUCACAGAAUGUGGUAGAGCUAAACAAAAACAAGAAAGAAUCUGAAAAUAGGAUGGUGUGAGAUAAAAUUAUAUGCAUGAAAAUGAUAAUUAGGAAAAAACAAUUGGAGGGAGAUUUAAACAUGCCCCACACUUUCCAGGUAAAUGUAUGUUUGUGCUAUAUGAACAUGUAUUUUACCAUGAAGGAGAAGUUACUAUUAGAUUGACAUAUAGAUCAUAACUUUAGUGGCUUGUUAUUAAUUCAUAUAUUGGUUGACAGCUGAAGUUACAGAACAUAGAAGUAGGUAGAUCCAGACCUAGUAUUAGAUAUAUUUCUUACAUUACAACAUAACAUCGAGGCCUGCUUGUUCAUCCUGUUAUUGACCUGCCACGUAAUUGUAGUUGUUAAAUUUUAAGACAGUUUAUAAGCCUUUUAGUCUUGCCUAUCUCCUUUAUUUUUAUAUCAAUUUUCAUGAACUUGUUUUAAUCAUUUUACAGAGUUUUCGUAACUGAUUCAGCAAUUUUAUUUUUCUAUUAUAUGAUUUGUUUACUAAUUGUUUAUGUUUGUCCAUUUUACUACACAACAGUGAAAAAAUUGCUAAGAAUAUGUGUACUUGUACAUGUAAUUUCUUUUGAUACAGAUGAUAUGAAAUGUUGUUUUCAAUCAUCAAAACAAGCAGUACAUCGCAUUUAGCUCUGUUGUUCAGAAAAUUACCAUUCUAUAGCAGAAUUGGUGUUGAUACUAGUAUGAAACAAAUGUACUGACAAUAUGUAUUGAUUUGACAGUUUUGUAUAAUGCCUCCCUCGUCUUGUUUUUUGCCAUUUUAUUCAUAUUUUCAAUUAUUUUGUUUCUUAUCUACAUAUACAACUGUAUAUAUUAUAUUUAUUUUGAAAUGAAAUCCAUACCCGUGUGUCUCCUGAGAUUCAAAUCUCAAUUUCUAGUCAUAUUAAGCUUCCAGAAUACUCAUGCCUUAAUUAUUUUCCUGAAUGAGACCUGUUAUAUUUAUGAAAUCAUGGUAUUAAAAUGUUUUGAUGGAAAAAAUA